Scatophagus argus is the source of this 861-nucleotide messenger RNA. Its product is annotated as leptin-B-like. The transcript is spliced from 2 exons. Lineage: Eukaryota; Metazoa; Chordata; Actinopteri; Scatophagidae. The record is from RefSeq and is a predicted model, not a curated record. Bases 1 to 477 code for a protein of 158 amino acids.
AUGCACACCUUUCUCGCCCUUCUCUGUGUCUCUCUUGUGGUGGCUCCUGGGUGCUCAAGUCUUCCAACAAAAGGAGACUUCAUCAGAGAUACUAUAAACAGUAUAAUAAACAUUGCUCAGAUAACCCUGUUCCACAUAAGGAAACUAAGGACAAAGUUGCCAGUGACUCCACAGAUAGAAUUCAACACUUCUUCCACUGAGGGGCUAAAUCGUAUCAGCCAUGAGCUCGGACUUUUGGAUAACGAACUGGAGAGCCGCUUCACGGGGCAACUCAGCCAGAUCCAGGCUGAUGUGUCGAGCCUGGAGGGGAGGGUGCGCUCCCUCGCCCUGACAGUGGGGUGUCCCAUCCGAGCCAGACCCACAGGACAGACAAGUGACAAUUCGUUCCCCGACUCUCACCUUUACCUGACUCUGACGAAGGUGCAGCGCUACUUAGACAAGCUCCUUCUCAACAAGGACAAACUCAAGGUCUGCUGAGAAAUCCCCACUUGAAUCACACUUAUGCUGAGUCUUGCCGUAAUGCAAAUAUACAGAGGCUUAUCUGGACAAAUCGCUCAGUGUAGUCAACAGUGUAUUUGCCUUUUGCACACACUAUUGCACGUACCACUUUUUAGAAUAUUUCUGUUACUGGACGUUUGUCAUGUAAUGCAUGCAAAAUAAAAUUUUCAAAUUAAUUUUCAGUACUCAAGCAAUAAUAAUCUUCCUCUGGUUGUUAAAAGUUUUGCAUGUCCUGCAAGUAGCUUUUGAGGUGCAGAUUUCAGCUGUGGGUUGAGAUUAUUAUUUAUAUGAUUUGGACUGAAUUUAAAAAUGUUUUGAUAUUAAAAGAAAAUGAAUAGCUAUAGCAACAGAUGUUUCGUCUAG